Molecule: messenger RNA, 537 nt
Organism: Talaromyces amestolkiae
Lineage: Eukaryota; Fungi; Ascomycota; Eurotiomycetes; Eurotiales; Trichocomaceae
Exons: 2
Coding region: 1-537 (178 amino acids)
Source: RefSeq, a predicted model, not a curated record
AUGCGUUCCAUCAUCGCUGUCGCCGCUCUUGCGACUGUCGCUAUGGCUCAGAGCAGCUCUGAAACCUCCGUCAGCCCUGUCUCAGUGUCAAACCCUGCUACUCAGUACUUAACCGAGACUAACUCGCUGGGUGUGGUCACUGGACAGCCUACCGCCGUCACCAGUCAGCCCAGUGCUGUCACCAGCCAACCUGAAGUUGUCACAUCCCAGCCUGCUGCAGCAUCCAUUCCCGCUGGACUCUCGUCUCCCGUCGUGCCACUUUCUUCUACCACCUCUGGUUCAGCUUCUGGAUCCCAGACUGGCAGCACCUCUGUUUCGGGCACUUCCACUCGAACUGCUUCUGGAACUACUACUACUGGCACCGGUUCUUCUACUUUCUCUACCGGUACUGCCACCUCAUCUGGAUCCAGUCACACCUCUGGUUCGUCCAGCUCUACUGGCACUGCCGCCGCAUCUACUGGUGCUGCCGCAAUGGUCACUGCUGGCCCCGUUGGUCUCUCUCUUGUCGCUGGUGCUGCCUUUGCCAUGCUCAUCUAA